Messenger RNA from Mya arenaria, 894 nucleotides. RefSeq names its product MAM and LDL-receptor class A domain-containing protein 1-like. NCBI's taxonomy places the organism in Eukaryota, Metazoa, Mollusca, Bivalvia, Myida, Myidae. The transcript has 4 exons. Bases 1 to 894 code for a protein of 297 amino acids. The record is from RefSeq and is a predicted model, not a curated record. Gene Ontology annotation, cellular component: membrane.
AUGGAACGUAUUUCUUGCAUUGACACUGUUGGUUUGCAAGGGGCCCUCGGGUCCCGGGUGAGCUGCAGCUUCGACCAUCCAUCAGGGCUGUGCGAGUGGAAUUCUGACCCCGAGGCCCCCUUUCAUUGGCGGGUCGGCCAAGGGCGCUCGGAAGACCGCGUGUCCGGCCCACGAAACGAUCACACAUGUCAAAAUAAACGUGGUCACUACCUAUACAUAGCCGGUAAGGAUGCCGACAAGGGGGCGGAUGCAACCGUAUGGAGCCCUGCUGUAUCCCUUAACCAAAGUCAGUGGUUCACGUUUUGGUAUACGAUGAACGGCUACGGGACGGGCAACCUCUCCCUACUGCGACUAGAGAACAACUCAUCGGUGGUCCUCUGGUUCAAAGCCGGGCAUCAGAGCUUUUCCUGGCUCAGUGCAAACGUGACCUUGGACCCCGGAAUGUUCUCACUGCAGUUCAAGGCCACAGUCAGGAUACCGAUAGCAAGCAACCUAGCCAUUGAUGAUUUACAUUUGCUGUCAGAAGAAUCUCAGUCACUUGGCAGAUCAUACUGCAUGCUACCAGUCAGCACCACACCCACCACCGUCACCACCACACGCACCACUGUCACCAUCACUUCCUCAGCGACAAUCACGACUGCGGUGUCUCUUUCGACGUUUCCGCCAAUAUGUGGAUCAAACGAAUCCGAUCUCGUGGAGCUUCCUGUUAUAUGUGACUUUGAGCAUUCAACGUGCGAUCUAGUUGUCGUUGCAAAUGAUACAGAUCCUAAGGUAACAUGGACUCGAACGAAUCAUCCGCACGGUACACUGUCUAUGAUACCUGGCGAUCACACACAUGAAAUCAAAAGUAAGGAAAGGAAGUAUGAUAACUCGCUCAUUUCUGUUGAUUUUUAA